AGAAAGGACGCUCCUCCCCAACCCCAUCCCCGCCCCCGCGGGCUCGGAAAGCUGAGGAGAAAGGACUUGAUUGGGAAGCCGCCUCAGAAAGGACGCUCCUCCCCAACCCCAUCCCCGCCCCCGCGGGCUCGGCGGGUUGCGCUGCUGCGGUGCGGUGAGACGCGGGGGCACGGACGGAGGCCGCCACUGGAUCUCGUGGAGCUGGCCCGCGCCGAGAGCGAUCAUGAGCUCUAGAGGCCUUGUCCGCCUCCCGGUGAGCUCUCCCUCGUUUGUCCGUCUCCGUGUCGGUAGCUGUUGAUUGGAUUUGGUCGCCGAGUGAGGGCGCGAGGACGCGGAGGGGAAAAGUUCUUGCCCUCCGGAGUUCGAAAACAAGAUGGGAGAGGAUCGGGAGGAAUGGAUCGAUUUUCUUGCCUUAUGAAUACCCCCAGCAUGAGUAUCGGAUGCACAUUUCAAUUGAAUAUUCGGGGCAUAUACGUUUGCUUUUUUAAGUCUGAUAAUAUUUGUACCAACAUUUUCACAGAGCCAUUGUAAUGUUUCCUGUAGUGCUGCUGUUGAUGGAGUCAAUGGAUGCCUCACCUACAGUACAUGUCGUUCAAGAAACUACUACUAUCAGUAUUCUCAUACCACUAACUUGCAAAUUUCACCAGUAGACCAGAUGCCUUUGCCUCGGAAAUUAAAGAAAUCAAUUCAGCGAAACGCUUACUUUUUAACCCAGAAGAGGAAGCUCGUACCACACUGUUCAUCAGACCUUAGUACCUCCUGCAGAGGAGUGCCCAACUAUUUAUCAAUCAAUGUUUUGCAAGACCAAUCAAAUACAAAACAGGGAGCUAUUCGUAAAGCGCUUGUCAUUUUGAAUCCUAAUUCUGGAUUCCGCAGCUCUCGGGAUGUUUUCUACCAGAAAGUGCAAUCAACAUUGAAGCUUUCAGGCUUCAAGAUGGAAGUCAUUGAAACAGCAUAUGCCGGGCAUGCAAAGGUUCUUUCUUCUACUGUUGACCUCAAAAAAUUCCCUGAUGGUAUUAUAUGUGUUGGUGGCGAUGGGAUCGUCAAUGAGGUUUUGAAUGGAUUACUUAGUAGAGACGAUUUUGACGUGGCAAUUCGAUUUCCCAUUGGGAUAAUACCUGCUGGUUCUGAUAAUUCAUUGGUGUGGACUGUUCUUGGCAUCAGGGAUCCUGUUUCUGCGGCAAUCGCUUUAGCUAAGGGGGAUUUCACACCAAUAGAUGUGUUUGCCGUAAAGUGGAUCCAAGCUGGAGUGACUCAUUUUGGUUUGACAGCUUCCUACUAUGGUUUCGUAGCUGAUGUUCUGCAACUGUCAGAAAAGUUCCGCGUGCAGCUCGGUCCCUUCCGUUACGUUGUUGCUGGCCUUCUGAAGUUUCUUUCAUUACCCCAGUACAGAUUUGAGGUGGACUAUCUCCCUUCAUCGCUGCAGGGGAGAAGUUCUGAAUCAAGACCACUGGCUGAAAAACGUCACGAACAGCUUUCUGAUGACGGCAAGGUUAGGAGAGGCACACAGACCAACGGUAGGAUCAAAGACGACUGGGUUACCAGGAACGGGGAGUUUCUUGGCAUUUUUGUUUGCAAUCACUUCUGCAAGCCUGCCCAGGGGUUACUUUCUCCUGUUAUCGCACCGAAAGCGCGGCACGACGACGGCAGCCUGGACCUGAUUCUCGUCCAUGGAAGCGGCAGGCUGAGACUGUUUUGCUUCUUUGUUGCCUAUCAGCUCUGCUGGCAUCUUCUACUCCCCUACGUGGAAUAUGUCAAGAUAAAAGAAGUGAAGGUUAGGCCAGUUGGCAGUACCCACAGUGGUUGUGGCGUCGACGGUGAGCUUCUUGAUGGAGAGCGCGGUGCUGAAUGGCAGUGCUCGCUGCUUCCAGCACAAGGCAGGCUGCUUGGCCAGGAUCCCGGUGCUUUCAACUAGUUAGGGCUCGUUCGGUUAGCUCUCAAUCCAUGUAGAUUGAGUGAGAUUAGAUGAGUUUGAAUCCCAAACAAGUCAAACUUCUUAAUUUUUUCCAAUCCCAUCUAAUCCAUGUGUAUUGGGAAUAACCGAACAAGGCUUACUGUUUUAUCUGUCCAGCAGUACCGAGGUUGUUGGUUAAUUUCAUGAUAAGAGAGCGAGUUUCAGCAAUGUUCGUAUACUGAUUAUACAGUAUUCUGUCUCUAUAGAUUGUAGCUGCAGCAGUCUGAACAACUGAUUUUAAUUUUUGGCCACUAUUUUCGUAUA
Messenger RNA from Zea mays, 2218 nucleotides. Its product is annotated as sphingoid long-chain bases kinase 1. NCBI's taxonomy places the organism in Eukaryota, Viridiplantae, Streptophyta, Magnoliopsida, Poales, Poaceae. Bases 656 to 1915 code for a protein of 419 amino acids. The transcript has 9 exons. The record is from RefSeq and is a predicted model, not a curated record. Gene Ontology annotation, molecular function: ceramide kinase activity. Gene Ontology annotation, biological process: phosphorylation; ceramide metabolic process.